AUGAACACGGAGGUUGUGAACGGAGCAUGCGACGCUAGUAUGGCCGGCCUUAACAUGUACGAAGGGCAGACAACAAACUCCACCACUUCCAUUUCUUCGUCUACAGCUACAGUGAAUUCUGAACCAACAACAGCCAGAAUUCAUUCUUGGGUUAGAUUGAAUGUCGGAGGAAAGGUAAGGUUUUGUUGAAUGUUUUGGCUUUUAGAUUGAUAACGGGCUUUCCAAAGAGUUAGCAAAGUUUGUAACGUGUCUUGUUGCAAUUUUUCUUAAUUUUGUUGAUUUUGACGUUCAGUUUAACGUCAUAUUCUUGUAGAUCUUCAUGACAACACGCCAAACGCUGUGCAGAGAACCCACGUCUUUCUUGGCUCGAUUGUGUCAGAACGAUGAACUCUUAACAAGUGAGAAAGAUGAGUCUGGAGCAUAUUUGAUUGAUCGUGAUUCUGAAUACUUUUCUUCCGUUUUGAACUUUCUUCGACAUGGCAAACUGAUAUUGGACAAAGGGCUAUCAGAAGAAGGUAAGCUUUUUUGCUUGUGUUUUUAACGUUUAGAUAGAACUUAGCUUUAAAUUGUAAUCAAGAAAAUAUAUUUAAAGUCUCCGCUAUUAUAAAAAGGCUUAAACUACAGUUAUGUUGCUUUUAGGUAUGAUCGAAGAAGCCGAGUUUUAUAACUUGCCACAUUUAAUUGCACUGUGUCAAGAACGACUAAUAGAACGGUCGAGAAAAUUGACCAAACAUGUAUAUAGAGUAUUGCAAUGUCACGAAGACGAAGUUACGAAUGUUGUGUCGGCAAUGUCAGACGGAUGGAAGUUUGAGCAGGUAGGGAUAACAUGUUAUUGUGAUAGUAAAGAUUUUGUUCAACAUAAUUUUAGGUAUUAAUAAAUUGAUUGUAUUAUGUAACUGAAUAUUAUCAAUAUUAUUAUUACAGCUUGUGCCAAUCAGUCACUUCCACACGAGUGCGACUCACGAGUAUUUGUGUGUCGUAUCUAGAGAGUAUCCAGAUGCUGAUAACUACGGAUCAAUCGAGACUGACAGAGCACAGUUUCUUCAGAAGAAAGCCAUGCGUAAGUCUGAUUUUUACUCUACACAUAGCAGCAAUUAGAUUUUUUUUAUUUAAUGGUUAUAAGAAGGUAUUCUAACCUUUUUACGUUUAAUAAUUAAAAGCUAUUGAAAACUUCAUUAUCUUAAAAGUACGACAGACAAUUCGGUUUUAAAAGUAAGCGAGUUAAUAUAAAAUAUUCUAAAAAUUCAAAUUUUAGAAAACUGA
Molecule: messenger RNA, 1263 nt
Organism: Bursaphelenchus okinawaensis
Lineage: Eukaryota; Metazoa; Nematoda; Chromadorea; Rhabditida; Aphelenchoididae
Source: the annotation of a GenBank genome assembly